Athene cunicularia (burrowing owl) is the source of this 4008-nucleotide messenger RNA. RefSeq names its product immunoglobulin superfamily member 6 (gene IGSF6). The record is from RefSeq and is a predicted model, not a curated record. The transcript is spliced from 6 exons. Bases 759 to 1472 code for a protein of 237 amino acids. NCBI's taxonomy places the organism in Eukaryota, Metazoa, Chordata, Aves, Strigiformes, Strigidae.
GAAAGAAAACUUUACUGUGUGUUCUAUUUUCUUAAGGAAAGCAUUUGACACAGAUUAUAUUCCAUUCUACUACAAAUAUGAGGCUGCAAGACAUUUAUAGACCUGUUGCAAGAUCAGUUCAAAUUUCUGCCUAUUGUUCAGAAGAAGCUCCUUCUUAAGGUUAUCUUUUGUUAUAUUUUUAAUUAGGAGUUCCAAGACUGGCUGAAAAGUAACUUCCACUAGUGAGGCUGGUGUUCAGCAGAUUCUUUGUGCCCACUGUCUGGCCAAAGAUGGCUUCAGGCAGUUACGGUAAAUAGAGCCAGCAAGCUGAAAAUUAUGAUUUGCUGUGAAACUUCCAUCAGCGGACCACCACAUUGUAACAGAUGGCUACAGAACCUUUGUUUGUCUAGUGGCCACUUACUAGCUGAUAUAACAACAGCUGCUUAGGGUCAUACCAAAUUAAGAAGCUGAACACCUGUAGCAUGUUGGAAAACGUGUUGUUAUUUGUUAUAUCCAAUGAAUAAUCCAAAGGAUUAUAGGUAAAACUCCCAGAAAUUCAAAAUUUAAAACUCUUCACUCAUUUUCCAAGUAAUAUAAUUCACAAGUAACAAAUGUUUUCUAGUUUGGUCUGUACCUUUAAACAGUUUGCUAAAUGCAAUAGUAAACACCCUUCUUAAACGGGAAGUUCUAAAUCUUGUGAUUCAGAGCGUUCUGCAACUUCAAAGAUUUCCUAAGUUCCUCUUCCUUCAAGCAGAAUUGUUUCCAGCGAGAUACAAGAAAUGGCAUCUUUCAACAAAUUAAAAAACAUGUUUAUGCUGGCAUUUGACUGGAUUCUGUAUGGUGCCGGUGCUACAGAUACCUGCCAAGUCACUGUAACACAACCCAGAUUCCAGGAAGCUGACUACUCCACGCACACUGUGUUCCUAACAUGUGCUUUCUCUGCCUCUGGAUGCUCCUCAUCCUCACCUCAAGUCCUAUGGUUUCGUUUUUUAACUAAUAAACAUGAGGAUUUGUGUACUCCUGGAUGCACAGAUGAGCAGAAGUACAAAGUACAUUCAUUAUCAGAAAAUAACAUUUCACUUCAGAUCAAUGAUCUGACUGUAGAUGACAAUGCUGUUUAUAUCUGUGGAAUAGCAUUUUCAGAUUCAAUUUCACCCCGUUCUAAACAAGCAGGAGAUGGAACAGUACUAACGAAAAAAGGAGCAGAGAAGCAGCACAGCAAUGGAAAACUCGUCUUCAUCUUCAUGAUCAUCGCCUCAUCCUUACUGUUUCUAUACAGCACUACUGUACUCACAUUCUUUGUAGUCUACAAGUUAAAACCAGAGCUGCUAAAGAAGAAUGGGAAUGAAGACCAAAGAACAGAGAACUGUAAAAUCAGUAGCGGACGAAAAAUUUUUCAGGCAAUUGCCCAAGAACUUCAAAAACAGAAGUAUGCUGAACACUGGCGACAGCCUGAUGAUGUGGAAGAUGACACUGUUUAUCAGAACAGAUGAGCAUGUGCAGCAGUUCAGAUUUGUUCAAUAUUUCUCUUGCAAGCAAAGGGGCAGAUGAAGUUAAGCUUCUUCACAGACUUCCUUUGCUUUAAAAAAAGAGGGGAGAAACCCCUGCAGGGCAGUGUUCUUCAAGAGUAUUUUCUAAACAGAUCACCAAAACCAAGUGCACUGUACAUUACAUCUGUGUUACAUAUGGCCUCCAUUUUCCAUUCGGCACGAAUAAGAUCAUGGGAAAAGACUUCAUCUUUCAUAAGGUAACUGCUAACGCUUUAUAGACGUUUCCUUUAUCAGUCUAUAUUUAAUUCUAUGUUUUUUUCUUUUUACGUAAAUUUACAUGUAUUCCUUUUACAUGAAUUGAGCAUUUGUGAAGGAUGUAUCGUAAUUGACAGCAACUGAAAAUGAACUUGUUUCACUGGUGAAAUGCUGUGUUUAGUCAUGUCAAUGUGAUAGCUAUCAAUGUAACAGAUGUAUUAAUCAACUAAUGUACUAAUCAGUUACUGAGUCUUAACAACAUCUUAACCAGAGCAAACUAUGUAUUCUGUAGACAGGCAAACAGAAAAAAAAGACAAUAUAAAUGCACGUAUUAUCAUGGUAAAGUUCAUUUGGGAUGGGAGCUUCUUCCUAGCCUAUUUAGGAAAUUAGUGGCCAUAGUGAGAAUGCUGCUCCUGCAAUAUUAAAAUUCACUUGCUAGACAGACAACCUCCACUUUCCAGUCCUACCAUCCAAAGUCAAGAUUACAUGGAGCACCAAGUUUUGUCUUCACAUGCUUGUUCAACAUGGAUACAAGCAUGAACACAAAAGCAUAUUACCUACACAAGGCAGCAUACUUUUUUAAAGAAAAAAAGUAACUUUUUUAAAAGCAUUUACUACCUACCCAAUCUACAAAGUCAGAACUUUUACAAGAGAUCUGUUAGUAGCAGAUAUUCAGACAUUCUCCCUGCUAAAGAACAGCUGUAUCUUUUAUCAUCAUUUUAAAAAAGCAAGGCUUUGUUUAGCAAAUGAAAUGGCAUUUCUCACUGCAGUGAGAACAGAAAACUGAGACAAAGCAAGGGUCCAUCUAGCACAGUACUGUGUUUCCAGCUCAAUUACUAUCAAGUAUUUCAGGAAGAUGGAAAACACACCUUUGUCUUCUUAUUCCUGUCAAUCAAUCACAACAGCAUUAUUGUGUUCAACAAGAAAAUUUCACAAUCCCAGGCUGCCAGUGUUUACUGCUUCUGAAGCACGGUGUCUCUGUCAUUUUUAUUUUAGAGGAACUUAAACCAGUCUAGUUAUAUAUUAUCUAAUAAUGCCUUUAUAUAAAUAUGAUGUCUAUAUUGGGAAAUACAAAGGAUUUUUGUAUGACCCUAUGGGAUACCUAAAAAUAUAAAGUUACAAUAAUACCUGUUCUUAUGUACUAGUCUAAUACCUUUAUGAUUUAUCUGGCUUACUUACCAAAUUUAGACAUGUGCAGUAAGUGCAUUACUUGUUGUUCUGUAUGUUGAAAAUAAAACUCUGAAAAGCCCCAGAAAGAGUUUGUGAUAAAGCUGCUUUGGACUCUAGGUGUCACUAUAAUUCCAGAAACAGUCAGCACAGAAAUGUAUUUUACCUCCUCCUCCACCUUGCUUUGUUCUCUUAAAGCAUGUUUUGUGUUAUUCACGUAGACAGUUUCCACAAUUACCCUCCCAUUACAUUACAUGGAAUAAUCCAAAUAUCGCAUUUUGAUUAUAAUAAUUUCUUCAUUUCUAGCAACUGAUUUAUACACUGACCAAACACCUUACCUGCCUCAUCUCUUCUCCAUGUGUUCCCCCCUCUAAAAUUCAGGUUUCUGUAGGUGGGUCCAAACUGUUUUUAAUUAGCUUCUAGAAGAAGUUACUUGAGCCAUGAAAUACUCUCCUCUGAAUGUUCCAAGUAUUUUUUUUUGUUGUUAAAUAUAAAGCAGAUGUACAUAUCUAACGCUUGUUAAAAUGUAUCAUCUUGUAGAGAACAGCUGAAUGAAAAUACUGAAAUUCUAACAUCAUUUGUACAUCAUGAAGACAGUCUAUUUCUUUAGACUACAGUUAAAACAGAUCUUAAGUGGGAAAGCUUCAGUGGAAUGACAGUAACUUUUGUGUGCACUAACUUCCAUUGUCUAAAGAAGUUUAUAUGGGCCCAUAUCCAUGACAGUGAUAAAUAGACAAACUGAGUAUGUUUUUAAGUUUCAGAACAAACUAAGGAAACAAAACUGCCUUAAGCAAAGUGACUAAUCUUCUACAAGUCCCCACCACAAACAAAAGUAUGACUUUGGUUUACAAAAUAUCUUACAACAGAUUUCUAUUUUCAACAAGUAGGAAUGACCAAAUUCAACAAUCACAGGUUUCCAGUCCCUUGGGAUUUGUAACUUUAACACUUUAAUCUCCUAGAGUAUACUGGGAGGAGAGUAAUGAAGGAUAUAAAGUGGACUUAGCACAGUUUCUUCCUAAAGUAUCUACCUCCUAUUGAGCCAGGAAGUUGCAUGUGGUCUGUCAUGUGGUUACCCAACAACAUAUAGAAAAGUAGAUGCUGCAUGCAAUAGCGAUUG